AACUCUCGAUAUUUUUUGUGAAUGCACACACACGCACGCAUGUUGCAAGUACACAAAAAGAAAAGAAGCAAGAAGGGAAACAUAAAAGGAAACACCAACAAAUAACAUCAAUCAAGUUGCAUUCAUUCCUUGCAAAGUGUAUACGAACUAUAAUUAAAUAACAAAGGAUAUAUAAAUAUUUAAGUAGAGUAAAAAACGCAAGAAAGAAAUGAUGAAGAAAGUUGUGAUAAUUUUGCUGAUAAUUACCUUGAGUUUCAAUUACUACUGCCAAGCGGGAAAUGUAGGCAGAGGACGAUCUGGCAUUUCUAAUUCUCGACGCUCUUACUACGGUUCCCAAAAUCCAAAACAGCAACAGCCUACACAAGCUCCUGCCAUCACGCCGAAGGAAUAUUUAGACAAGAAAUCUGGCUUCUCAACGUUUGGCAUAAUUGCCAUUAUAUUUGUGGUCAUAAUAAGUUGCUUAGCCUUCUACUAUGGAAUCAUGUGUUAUCCAUUCCUGUGUCGAGAUGAAAAGAAAUAUCGCUUUAUGGAUGUGUCAUCGACCAUAACAGCUACAACAUCCCGUUCGAUACAAUCAAUAGAAAAUUUCCCUGAAGACCAAAAGCAUGCUCAGCAACACAAUAAUGAGGAGCAUAGAUUUAAAUAAGGCCGCAACUUGGUUAUUUGUGGCCUAUGGUGAGAAAUCCAGAUUGAUAGUUUAAGACGAUAAGAAGUAAUGGGUAUAGGGAUGUAUGUGUAUGAAAGCAAUUUUCUUAUGCAGUAAGAUUUUAUAUUUUUAAAUACAAUUCUUAGAUAGUUUUAGUAGUUUAGGCAAUUUUCCUCCCGAAAUGCUCAAAGUGAACCGAUUGAAUGAUCACAUGGUUAUGUGGUAGCCAUAAUUGUUUUAGAAACUAUCCUGUUGCUUCUACCAAUAUCAAUUUAUGUACUCCUUUUUUCCUUCAUCCACAACAAAUUGAUUCUGCCAGCAUCUGAGUCUGCAAACAACAUCAAACCACACAAGUCUAGACUACGUAUUUAUUUCUUAACAAGCCCUCAUCGCUCACAUCUUUACUUCUCUGAAUUGGUUUCACUGUUUAAACCUUAGAGCCAUUGUUACUUUUGUAUGUUUUCAGUUUGUAGCCGUAGUCAUCGAUGAAGCGUUGUUGGUAAUGUUGUGAUAGUUGUUGCUAUUUUUGGCUUUACGUACGCCAUGUAUGUAUUUCUGUGCGUGUAUGUGUGUUAGUGUGGCUUAUUAAUCCCCAUGUUGACCUCAGUCUAUUUGUCUGCUUAUUUAUUUUGUUGUUGUUUUUAUUGUAUUACUCAGUGAGAAGAACGUUGUUUGUGGAAUGUCAGUGUUUGCUCAUAACCAGUCUUUGAUUUAUUUUAACUCAGGUAUCAAAUCGAAAUUCAGUUAAAUAUUUUCUUUGUUUGUUGCAUUCCAAGUAAAUGUAUACGGGCCCAUAGGAUAAUAUUAUCAUUUGAGGGAAUAUCUGGAAUUUGGAUCAACUUUGUAAAAAUUCACUUUUCUAACCGUAAACUGAUACAGCACAAGAAACAGUUCCACAAUACGAAGUAAUAGCAGGGUUGCAAUGGGCAGUCUAUAUAAAACAUGUGCACCUUGGAUAAAGUAUUAUCGUUGUCAUUUUGUCUGUAGACAACAACCUCUCGAAAUUACUGUGGAUAUCUCGAUUUUUAAAAAUCUCAUAUAUCACAUAAAGCAGACACUAAUUUCUCCUUCUAAGAAAGAAUGCAUUGACAUAUAGGAACAUAUGUAUGCCCGACUAUCUCUGUGAAAUGCAAAAACCAUUUUACAUUUUAUUUAAUUCCAAUUGAAUGUUCUCUUUAAUUUUCCUUUCAAAUACCCCAACUUCUUUUUUUACGUAAAGAAACAACGCCACCCUUUUUAUACCUACUUAAUAAUAUUGUGAUUAGACAUUCUUAACAAAGUCUCGAUACGUUCGAAUACAAUCCAUUUAUUUAUUAUUUGAGUUUUUUUAAGUCUAUCCAUUAGACAGAUAGAUAUAAAGUAGGUUGUUUACAAAAAUAAGAUAAAUACCCAACUCCUUGUAGUUUUUUACUCCUAUAGAAUUUAAUUAUUGCUCAUGUGUAAUAAUUAUACUUUUAAGAAAAUACAAUGGCAUUUAGUCGAAAGAAUUUACAAAACAAAAUUGUAUAAGAUCAAAUUAUAUAAUGCUUUUUGGAAUAUUUACAAAUUUAUUUAUAAGAUUAGCUGUUAAGAAAUUUUUAAAUUGCAUAUUUUGAUAGUUUUUUAUACAUUUUUAUACACACAUAUACAAAUUUUUACAAUAAAAUAAAAAUAAACUUUUGUAGAAAAAUUAAAAAAAAAACAA
This is a messenger RNA of Musca domestica (house fly), 2330 nucleotides long. RefSeq lists its product as uncharacterized. The transcript is spliced from 2 exons. Lineage: Eukaryota; Metazoa; Arthropoda; Insecta; Diptera; Muscidae. The record is from RefSeq and is a predicted model, not a curated record. The coding region runs from base 209 to 646 and encodes 145 amino acids.